This is a messenger RNA of Chanos chanos (milkfish), 1674 nucleotides long. It is a transcript of the gene unc93a, whose product is annotated as unc-93 homolog A. Lineage: Eukaryota; Metazoa; Chordata; Actinopteri; Gonorynchiformes; Chanidae. The record is from RefSeq and is a predicted model, not a curated record. The transcript is spliced from 8 exons. The coding region runs from base 44 to 1444 and encodes 466 amino acids.
UCCAGUAUUUUUGUUUGUUUUGUUGUAUUGACCUGGUCGUCUGAUGAAAAUGAUAAGCCGAAACACCAGAAAUGUCCUGGUUGUAUCUGUCGGAUUUUUACUGUUGUUCACAGCAUACGGGGGACUGCAGAGUUUACAGAGCAGUCUGAAUGCCGAGGAUGGAAUGGGUGUGAUAUCACUCAGCGUGGUCUACGGAGCCCUCAUUUUGUCCUCGAUGUUUCUUCCACCCAUUCUUAUCAAAAACCUGGGCUGCAAAUGGACCAUUGUGGCUUCGAUGGGUUGCUAUGUGACCUAUUCAUUUGGAAACCUUGCUCCAGGAUGGGCUAGUCUGCUCAUCACCUCAGCGAUUCUGGGUUUAGGAGGCUCCCCGCUAUGGUCUGCCAAAUGUACCUACCUGACAAUCAGUGGAAAUCAGCAGGCUGAAAAAGAAAAAAAGAAAGGCCAAGACAUCAUCAACCAGUAUUUUGGCAUCUUCUUCUUCAUAUUACAGUCUUCAGCAGUCUGGGGAAACCUCAUGUCCUCCCUCAUCUUUGGUCAAGAUAGGACUCUGGUUGAAAUCCCUGAGGAGGAUCUGCAGUACUGUGGAGCACGUCUGUGCAUAGAAAAUUUCACCACUGCAGGAAACUCGACAAGGCCAGCAAAGUCGCUGGUGAACAUCCUACUUGGCUGUUACAUUGGUGUGGGGCUGUUGGCUAUCAUUCUGGUGGCUGUGUUUCUUGAAGACAUUGACAAAGCCCAGGCACGUGAAUUUCGGCGAAACAAGGGCAACCUGUUGUUCUGGGGCACGUUUCUGGAGACAUUUAAACUCUUGCGAGACAAGCGUCUGAUCAUGCUCAUUCCAUUGACCAUGUACAGUGGAUUUGAGCAGAGUUUUCUGGCGGGUGAAUACACAAAGAACUAUGUGACCUGUGCACUGGGAAUCCAAUAUGUUGGCUUUGUCAUGAUUUGCUUCGGAGCAACAAAUUCGGUCUGCUCUUACACGUUUGGGAGGUUGGCUGAGUACACUGGGAGAAUAGCUCUCUUUUCACUGGCGGCUGUGGCUAAUCUGGCCUGUAUACUGGCUUUGUUCUUCUGGAGACCUCAUCCAGACCAGUUGCCUGUUUUCUUUGUGUUUCCUGCUCUGUGGGGAAUGGCCGACGCUAUAUGGCAGACACAAACCAAUGCGCUGUAUGGUGUACUCUUCCCCAAAGACAAAGAGGCGGCUUUUGCCAACUACCGAAUGUGGGAAUCGCUGGGUUUUGUGAUAGCCUUUGCCUACAGCACAUUCAUCUGUCUGUCUACCAAGCUGUGCAUCCUCCUCGCUGUCCUGGUUCUUAACGUGCUAACAUACCUGUGGGUGGAGUACAAUGAGUAUAAGCAUCCAACACCAGCGGUCGUCUACGCCACUCCUCCGGCAGAGGAAAAAAGCUAUGAGACAAAAAUCAUCUCUCAAACACAUUUGUGAAGACAGGCCACUGUAUUGUGACCAAAUCCACUGGACGGAAUGCACAGAGACUCUAAGACUGCAUGUGUAUGUUCUGUCCUUCUGUAAUGAAAUGAUUUCACAUUAAGAGUUCCAGUGGAUUACUUCAGCUUUGCACAGACUUCCAUGCUUGUUCUAGGAAGAAAAAUGUGCAAGUCAUUAUGAGAGAAAUGCAAAAAUGAUAGAGCUUCUCGGUUUAUUCUUUCAUGUAC